This is a messenger RNA of Paramisgurnus dabryanus, 959 nucleotides long. The record is from RefSeq and is a predicted model, not a curated record. NCBI's taxonomy places the organism in Eukaryota, Metazoa, Chordata, Actinopteri, Cypriniformes, Cobitidae.
AUGAGUGCAGGUGGACACCCAAAAGCGUUACAAGGCACCAUGCGGGUUCCAGUGGAGAUGGAGUAUGAGUUAGGGGAGCAGACAGAGGUGCGCCUGAGGGAAAUGAGUGCCCGCUGUGUAGGAGAAACCAUAGAUGUGGAGUACUAUUAUGAUACUGAGAGCUUCCAGCUGGCAUCUACACAGACCUGGUUGAAUCAGCACAAGGGCCAAUGGGGACUGAUCCUGGCACAAGACUUAUCAGAGGAGACCAAAUCAUCUGAAGUAGACUUAAUGCAGUCUGAGAAGAAGAAAAGCAGCACGGUUGGCUUUUCACCUGAGGAAAGACUUAAAACAGACACUGGCUGUAUAAAAAGACCAGGAAGUGAUUGUCCUGAGAGUGAAAAAACAGCAGCAGAAACAGGAUCCAUAUACACAGAGCUGAAUGACCCACACUCCAUUAUGAUGCACAUCACAAAGUGUCUGCAACUUCCUUUGACGCACGCUGAAAUACAAAAUAUGACUAUGAUGAACUUCUUGAGGAAGGCCAGAAUCCAGAUUUACGACAGCUGGACGAGGUCCAGAUCAUUAAAGUAUUCUCUGCCUGGUGGCUUCAUGGUGGUGGUGGAGAGAAAUAACAAAACUCCCACUGUACCCCCCUCUGUGCUUUUGACAAUGGAUGCAGAUGUGCUCAACAUCAGCAGUGAACUGGAAAGAAUGGACCAGCUACACAAAGAGUUGGGCCUUAAACUUAAGGCAAGCUCAGAUACAAGAUCAAAGAUGACUGAGCUGUGAUUUAGUGAUCAGCGCAUAUGUUUGGAUACAUCAAGCUUUGUUGCUUAUGUGUGUUUUGAGUUUAACUUUGUAAACACAUUGUGCAGUUUUGCAUUUUGUUUCCUAUCAGUGCCUAAAAUUAAUUAACACUGUGCCAAAUUUGUGUAAAAAUCAGCAUUGGCGACUAUAUAAAACCGUGUCAAUCAUCA